AUGCGUCAGCGCAAUCGUAUGCAACGUGUUCAUGGCGAUCAUGAUCCCUUGCCUGAGUUCACUAGCGACACCCUCCGUUCGGUAAAGGCUUCGUGGGACUUCUUCAUAGCAUGGCUGAAAAUCACCUGGUUUGACAUAUUUGUCAUGUCGGCAAUAGGUGGCGCUGCUUUGGGAAUUUACAAUGCGCCUCUAGCCGCGACGCGCAACUUUCCCAUCACCUUCAACGGCUCUGGAGACAUCAUAUACCCUCAGUGGGCAUAUCCUGAUCGCGGCUGGAUCAUCGAUACCUGGCUGUCUGCAUUGCUGUCCGCCGCCAUACCAAUCGCCGCCAUUCUUCUCGCCCAGUUCCGCGUGAGAAACAUCUGGGACGUGAACAACGGCAUCAUCGGCCUGAUAUUCUCCAUCUCGCUCGCCACGCUAAUUCAAGUCAUCGUCAAACAGCUCAUUGGCGGAUUCCGACCCUAUUUUCUGGCUGUCUGUAUGCCCGACGUCACGCGAGCAGCUAGCAAUAACGCAACGGGACUCAAUGCUGUUGGCUUCCAGCAAAUCAUGUACUCAGUCGAUGUUUGCACGCAACCAGACCGCGACAAACUGAAGAAUGCGAUGACAUCCUUCCCCUCUGGCCAUUCAACGGCCGCGUUCGCAGGUUACAUCUACCUAUUUUUGUAUCUGAACGCUAAACUCAAGGUCUGGGCAGACUACCGCCCGGCUCUUUGGAAGAUUGCAUUGACUUUUGCGCCACUUCUGGGCGCCCUACUUAUCGCGUGUUCUCUCACCAUAGAUCAGGCUCAUAAUUGGUAUGACAUCGUUGCUGGAAGCACAAUCGGAACUACUGUAGCGUUUGGGUCCUAUCGCGGAUGCUAUGCUGCUAUUUGGGAUUGGCGGUUCAACCACAUUCCUCUGCAAAGGCGCGAUCAUUUUAUCUACUCCCCGGGAGAUGGCAUGGAAUACAGGAAUGAUGUGUUCACGAGAUCCGGUGGCUGGGGAGCAAUACGGGAAAAGGCAGCAGAGAAGAGCCCGCCCAGUAGGAGAAGCAGUGCCUACUACGCUGAUCAACAGACUGCGUAUCACGGAGCUUCGGAUAGGGAUGCCUUGCCAUCACAGCUACCGAGAACACGCUAUAAACAGCGGAGGGGCCAGCCUCGGGGGGACGAAGCCGUUUGA
This is a messenger RNA of Colletotrichum tamarilloi, 1164 nucleotides long. RefSeq names its product PAP2 superfamily protein. The transcript is spliced from 2 exons. Gene Ontology annotation, biological process: phospholipid metabolic process. The record is from RefSeq and is a predicted model, not a curated record. Bases 1 to 1164 code for a protein of 387 amino acids. Gene Ontology annotation, molecular function: phosphatidate phosphatase activity. NCBI's taxonomy places the organism in Eukaryota, Fungi, Ascomycota, Sordariomycetes, Glomerellales, Glomerellaceae.